CCGCGCUGCUGCAGCGCGUAGCUCUCCGGUAGAAAAAUAUCAAAAAAUAUCUGAAAAACAACAAUAUUGGAUAAAACGCCGGGAAAAAUAUUUCAAAAUCCGACAUUUGUUUCUGUAAAAAUAUUGUUUUCCAAGAAAUUUUUAAAAAGUAAAUUUUUCGGAGGUUCAGCAAAGAAGAUACGUCUGUAUCUUCCGGAUUGAUAAACAAAUUCCAGCACCGAAACGUAUUUGUCGCGCGAUUGUGAAAAGUUAUUUGUCCACUGUGUACAUUAAUUAAUUAAUGGUAUUUAAGCCAAAAACAAAGUGAAUAAAGGCAAAUAUAGUACCGAAAGAAAAAACCAAGGAAAAUAUGCUCAGAAAACGCAUCCAUAGUCUACUUACCGCAUAAAAAGCCGGUAACGUUAACGGAUUACUCUAAUCGCCGUCGCGUUAAUUCGACUCCUGCGCCGACCCGCCCCCCGCCACCCGUUUAUAUAUCCGACUAACCGUUAAUCGCACGCGUAUUUCUGUCUCUGUGUGCGUGAGCCUUUAUAUCCUCUGUACAUAUGUACAAUAUUUGUCGUCGUCGUCGUGCAUCGUUGUUGUUGUUCUUGCUGUUAUCCUUAUUAUUCAUCGUCGUCCGCUGGCAUUAAUCUGCGUAUAAAGUAAAUAUAAAAAAUUUGUGUUCUUCGGUGUUGUCUCGUGUAAGUGUCUAUAAUUUGUUUAAGUACGACAAGCGAUCGGUGCGAAUCAAAAAAUUCCAAUUCACCUGUCUGUGUGUGCAAAUCGAUAAUAUCGCAAUCAAGAAAAUAACAACAGCAACAACUGUAUCAAUCAACCGACGUCAGCAAAAGACCAACAAACAGGAAUUGCUGGGACAACUAAAUUUCUGAGUCUUCAAAGCAUUUUGGAUCCAAACGUCCAUAGAGUUUCAACUUUAAGAAAAGAUCCAGUUCAUAAACUCCAUUUUACUGGACACUAUAUGGAAGAAAUGACUGACUUUUUAUCCCUCAACUUCUUGUUUCCCGCUAAAUAAACAAAUCCCAAAGACGAAUUAAGCCCUGUUAUACCAAAAAGGAAAAGUUGUUGAAUAAAAAAUUAAUCAAUAUAUUUGCCACACAAAAUAUCAAUUUAAAGAUUAAAGUAAACUCAGAUGCAGUAACUCUAAAGCACGCACAACCAAGCCAAAUAAAAGCAAAAUCAAAUCCAUUUAAAUACAAUAAAGUUAGACGAAAAGCACACACAGAAAAUCAACAAUAAUAAAUGUUGCAAAUUUAAUCAAACCAACUGGAAUUUAACUAAAUUUUAUGCAAAAUAGAAAUGUUAAAUUUACACAACACAAACCACAAUAACAACAGCGCCAAGAACAACAACUGCAACAAAGGCCACAAAAUGCAUUUGACAAGUGCAACGGCGGCUAAAGCAACAAUAAUGAAACAUAAGUUAAGCAAAUUUUACGGAUAUGGUUGGAUGCAAGUCUUCCUACUACUUACAGUCCUCGUGAUUGGUAAUCAAAGUGCCUGGCAGGAGAAUAUACGACCAAAACUCUACGUUGAAUUAGGUCCCGAAGAUGUACUAAAGUUUGUGGGCAACGAAAGUGUCGUGGAUCACUUCAAGCUCGUCACCAAGGAUGGCAACAGCCUGCUCAUCGGUGCCAGAAACACGGUUUUUAAUUUAAGCAUACAUGAUCUCGUCGAGCAGCAGCGCUUGGUCUGGACGUCGCCGGAGGAUGAUACCAAAAUGUGUCUCGUCAAGGGCAAGGAUGAGGAGGCCUGCCAGAACUACAUUCGCAUCAUGGUGGUGCCGUCGCCAGGUCGCCUCUUCGUUUGCGGCACCAACUCGUUCCGACCCAUGUGCAAUACGUACAUCAUCAGCGACAGCAACUACACGCUGGAGGCCACAAAGAACGGACAGGCGGUGUGCCCCUACGACCCCCGUCACAACUCCACCUCUGUGCUGGCUGACAACGAACUGUAUUCCGGAACCGUGGCUGAUUUCAGCGGCAGCGAUCCGAUUAUCUACCGAGAACCCCUGCAGACCGAGCAGUACGAUAGCCUAAGUCUCAACGCACCGAACUUUGUGAGCUCAUUUACGCAGGGAGACUUUGUCUAUUUCUUCUUUCGGGAAACCGCUGUAGAGUUCAUCAACUGCGGCAAGGCGAUUUAUUCGCGCGUCGCCCGCGUCUGCAAGUGGGACAAAGGUGGCCCGCAUCGAUUCCGCAACCGCUGGACGUCCUUCCUCAAGUCCCGCCUCAACUGCUCCAUUCCUGGCGAUUAUCCUUUCUACUUCAACGAAAUCCAAUCGGCCAGCAAUCUGGUGGAGGGACAGUAUGGCUCGAUGAGCUCGAAGCUGAUCUACGGAGUCUUCAACACGCCGAGCAACUCAAUUCCCGGCUCAGCGGUUUGUGCCUUUGCCCUGCAGGACAUAGCCGAUACGUUUGAGGGGCAGUUCAAGGAGCAGAGCGGCAUCAACUCCAACUGGCUGCCAGUAAACAAUGCCAAGGUGCCCGAGCCUCGUCCUGGUUCCUGUCACAACGAUUCGAGAACGCUUCCGGAUCCCACAUUGAACUUCAUCAAAACACAUUCGCUAAUGGACGAGAAUGUGCCGGCAUUUUUCAGUCAACCGAUUUUGGUCCGGACGAGCACAAUAUAUCGCUUCACCCAAAUCGCCGUGGAUGCUCAAAUUAAAACUCCGGGCGGCAAGACAUAUGAUGUUAUUUUUGUGGGCACAGAUCACGGAAAGAUUAUCAAGUCAGUAAAUGCCGAAUCCGCCGAUUCCGCGGAAAAAGUCACAUCCGUGGUCAUCGAGGAGAUCGAUGUCCUGACCAAGAGUGAACCCAUUCGCAAUUUGGAGAUAGUGAGAACCAUGCAAUACGAUCAACCCAAAGAUGGCAGCUACGACGAUGGCAAAUUAAUCAUUGUGACGGACAGCCAGGUGGUAGCCAUACAAUUGCAUCGUUGUCACAAUGACAAAAUCACCAGCUGCAGUGAGUGCGUCGCAUUGCAGGAUCCCUACUGCGCCUGGGACAAAAUAGCUGGCAAGUGCCGUUCCCACGGAGCUCCCCGCUGGCUGGAGGAGAACUAUUUCUACCAGAAUGUGGCCACUGGCCAGCACGCGGCCUGCCCCUCGGGCAAAAUCAAUUCGAAGGAUGCCAACGCAGGAGAGCAGAAGGGCUUCCGCAACGACAUGGACUUAUUGGAUUCGCGACGCCAGAGCAAGGAUCAGGAAAUCAUCGACAAUAUUGAUAAGAACUUUGAAGGUCCCCAAAUCUCUGCAGAUAUAAUCAACGCGCAGUACACGGUGGAGACCCUUGUGAUGGCCGUCUUGGCCGGCUCGAUUUUCUCGCUGCUGGUCGGCUUCUUUACAGGCUACUUCUGCGGUCGCCGUUGUCACAAGGACGAGGACGACAAUCUGCCAUAUCCCGAUACGGAGUACGAAUAUUUCGAGCAGCGGCAAAAUGUUAACAGCUUCCCUUCGUCCUGCCGCAUCCAGCAGGAGCCCAAGCUGCUGCCCCAGGUGGAGGAGGUGACGUACGCGGAACCGGUGCUCCUGCCCCAGCCGCCGCCGCCAAACAAGAUGCACUCGCCGAAGAACACGCUGCGCAAGCCGCCGAUGCACCAGAUGCACCAGGGCCCCAACUCGGAGACCCUCUUCCAGUUCCAACCCGACGGCUACAACACCCAGCAAUCGUAUCGCGGUCGCGACAACUUCGGAACACUACGUUCCCACCAGGUGAUGGGCGACAACUAUAGGCGCGGAGAUGGCUUUUCCACCACCCGCAGCGUCAAGAAGGCUGUAAACAACACAAACACACGUAACAGAAGUCUUGGUCGCGCAAGAAGACAGCCGCCCCGUCAUGGCAUUGUAACUCAACACCGUUCGAAUAGCCCCCAGCAGCAACAGCAGUCACAGCAGCCGCACUCCAGCUCCGGCUCCUCGCCCGUAAUGUCCAACAGCAGCAGCAGUCCGGCUCCGCCAUCCAGCAGCCCCAGUCCGCAGGAGAGCCCCAAGAACUGCAGCUACAUCUACCGUGAUUGAUUGAUAUGCAACACCAAAUCGAUGCCGCUCAUCCAGGCCCAGUCCACGCACGCCCACCCGCAUCCGCAUCCGCCCUCGCACCCGCCCCCCGGUCCGACCACGCCCCCCGCCCAGCCACGCGCCAGGAGUCCGAUGAUCGGCAGGACCUAUGCCAAGUCCAUGCCGGUGACGCCAGUUCAACCGCAAUCGCCGCUGGCGGAGACGCCCUCCUAUGAGCUUUACGAACGCCACUCCGACGCCACCUUCCACUUCGACGACGAGGACGACGAUGAGGACGAGGAGCAGGACCAGGAGGACACCUCGUCGCUGGCCAUGAUCACACCGCCACCGCCCUACGACACGCCUCACCUGGUCGCCAUGCCGCCCCUGCCGCCGCCCCGCAGAUUUCGCUUCGGCAACAGGGAGCUGUUCAGCAUGAGUCCUGCCGGAGGCGGAGCCACGCCCACAGCCUCGGGCAGCUCCACCAACCGCGGCAGCAGCGCCAUAACGCCCACCAAGCUGAGUGCGGCGGCAGCGGCCAUGUUCGCCGCCCCCCAAAUGGCCACCCAGCUCAACCGGAAGUGGGCCCACCUCCAGAGGCGACGGCGCAGGCGCAACAGCAGCUCCGGCGAUUCCAAAGAGCUGGACAAACUGGUCCUCCAAUCGGUCGACUGGGAUGAGAAUGAGAUGUACUAGCACACAAGCCACUGAUAGAAUAGCAAAAAGCGAAUGAAUCUAAUUUCACUCUUUUUGGGAAAUCUGUAGACAUUUGUUCGUAUUAUCUGCAUGGGAACCGAAUUCCAUAUAUCGAUACUUUGUCCUAACAAGUGAAAUUGGAUAAAUUCCAAAUGAACAUCAAUUAGGAAGUUUUUUGACAUGCGCUAAUUGUGGCAACAUUAUCAAAAAAAACCGACAUGGAUAUCAAGGUAGUAAAUUGUAAAUGACUACACAAAGUUAAUCUCUUAAUUCAGGGGACCCAAACCUAUUAAGAUUUUCAAUGAAUUGUCUUAAUUCAAGAAGAUUUUUUGGAAAAUAGUCCCGAAACAUUAAACAAUUUUAGCAAACUUCAGGACAGCAUUCCCCUAACUAAAGUUGUUACCAAUUUACUACCUUGACUAGUACAAAAGACUCAAUUCCAAAGUGGCGAUGCAGUGGCUUAAUCACCCUUUCCUAACCCCUCCCCCUCCCAUUAACUACACGUAGCAAUCGAAUAAAUCAUUCACUAGCGAUAGGAACUGGAUCGGGAUUUACUUACACACAAAAGCCAGAGAAGUUAUACACGAAAUUUAUAGUUAUAUAGCCUUAUACAUAUUCCCCGAUCUGCUAAGUAUACACGAGCAUAACAGAACAUACGUAUAUAUGACUCUAUAUAUACACAUUGAUUAUAUAGACACGGUUCAAGAGAAACGGCUACGCUAAAUUAGAGCUGCAAAAUGAUAUUGUUAAUUACGAUUAGUGAAAAAUUAACAGUUGUAAAUAUUAAUCCUAAAGAUGGGCAAGACGUAACGUAAUCUAAGCAAACCUUAUUCGAAUAGAGUAUACACGAUAUACAAGAUUUUUUGCAUUUAACCAGAGAAAGUAAUAAUAGAAGAAAUUUAAAAGAUGAGAAAACAAAACGAAACGCUUAUUACUGAUUUACACAAAUGAAAUAAAUUACAGAAGCAGUAGGAGGGCAAACAAAUUAGUCUUAAGCCGUCAGAAGUCGGGGAAAUAAGAGGGGAUUGCAUUCGGGAUUCAUUCCGAACUUCCGAGCUGGAACUGGAACUGCCAAUCGCAAAGCAGCGCUCCCAUCGAAAUCGAGUCCAUCGAGUGCAUUUUCCAUUGUCAAUUUAAUUUGCAGAGCCUCACGCUAUAGUACUUCCUCGGACUCCAGUGAUUCAGUCUGCAGUCUGCUAUAGGAAAGUGUAAAUUAUGUACAGGACUAAACGCAUUAUUCAACCGAUCUGUACAGAAAACAGUAUGUGCGAUAUGUGCCAUAAUUGGGCUUGUGCCCACCUUGAGUUCAGUUGUUAUUGUUUGCAUUGAUUCAGAACAGUUCUCCACUGAGAACGGAACUCGCUAUCUUUGUAUAUAUACAAAUAUACCUAUAUAUGCAUGAAGAGGGACACACAAAUUUCAUGUGAAGUGAUCGAUCAAAAUUUAGUGAAAGCAUUAAAACUAAACUUUAG
This is a messenger RNA of Drosophila takahashii, 6164 nucleotides long. RefSeq names its product semaphorin 1a (gene Sema1a). Gene Ontology annotation, biological process: negative regulation of axon extension involved in axon guidance; semaphorin-plexin signaling pathway; positive regulation of cell migration. NCBI's taxonomy places the organism in Eukaryota, Metazoa, Arthropoda, Insecta, Diptera, Drosophilidae. The record is from RefSeq and is a predicted model, not a curated record. Gene Ontology annotation, molecular function: semaphorin receptor binding; chemorepellent activity.